CGUACGCGUCGUCCAUCUCCUCACACCCGCCCUCUCGUCCGAGACGACCAUUCUCUCCCCUUUUCUUCUCCACACGACUGAUUCCGCGCCGCCGCCAUUGCCCGAAGCACCGGCGAGCAUCCUCUCUGUGUAGAACAUCAGAUCUAGGAUCAUUCCCCGAGAUCCUGGGUUGCAGAUACUCGAUCUCCCUCUCCAUGUCACCGUGGUCCGGGUUCAAAGGAGACGGAGACGAACCAGAUCCGUCUCUGCAGAGUGAUGAACUCGCCGGAGAUCCUGAAUCUGGAUAUGAGAUCGACACCGGCUACGACGCCUUCCUUGAUUUGCCUCGAGAAAUCCACGAUUCGUGCUUCUCCGGGACUGAACUCUACACACAUCAUAGGUGUCGUCAUGGCGACUGCCCUCAGAGGAAGGUAGCAUUUGACAUGGCUGCUACGGGGAGAAGAUUUCUUGGAUGCCCUCGGCAGGGAGCUGAUCGCUGCUCGUUCGUCGUAUGGGUCGAUGACCCUUGGAAUCCAGUGUUAACAAGGUCCUUGAUCCACUUGUGGAACUUGGUUGGCUUACGAAACAGAGAGGGUAUCCACAUAUGUGAACCGGAGACACAGAUGAAUCAAGCACACCUAGCUCUUCUGACAGAGAAGAACAAUCUGCGGAUCGCUGUUGACCAAAUGGAGCACGGUUUUAUGUCAAGAGAAUUCAAGCUUAAGGAAGUUAUUCGACGCAAUAGUGAGAAAGCCACCCGCCGACUGAACUUGUACGCCAAUUUAUGCAUAUCUGCUGUCAGUGUAGCUGUCACAGUUUUUGCUCUGAUGGUGGUUGUGGUACUGAAAUAGGCAAUUGGACAGUUUGUAUCCGUUGUUGUUUUAUCAACUUCCAUUCCAAAACCCCUGCAUUGCUCCUAUGAUCGCUUUCCUGUUGAACAAUUGUUAAGAAUCGAAUUGGGAUUUUUGGAUGGAGGUCCAUGAGUUA
This is a messenger RNA of Lolium perenne, 966 nucleotides long. RefSeq lists its product as uncharacterized. Gene Ontology annotation, molecular function: zinc ion binding. NCBI's taxonomy places the organism in Eukaryota, Viridiplantae, Streptophyta, Magnoliopsida, Poales, Poaceae. The record is from RefSeq and is a predicted model, not a curated record.